This is a messenger RNA of Prorocentrum cordatum, 495 nucleotides long. The record is from the annotation of a GenBank genome assembly. NCBI's taxonomy places the organism in Eukaryota, Dinophyceae, Prorocentrales, Prorocentraceae.
AUGCAGCGGCGUCACAAUGUGGACGGGACUCUUGCUAAGCUGCAGACCAUUGUACGGGUGGCGCAGCGGCAGUCUUUACUGGACGCCCUCCCUCAGAACCAGGGGAUGGCGGCGCUUUUGGCACGGAUGCAAGCCCGCGAGGCGGCGGCCCAGGGCCGCGAGAGGGCCCAGCGCGAGUCGGAGCGCCUGCGGAAGGGCCUGCCACGCCCGCCCGUGCUGGCGCUCGAGGAGCUCGAGGCGGGGCGGCGCUUCCGAGCGGAGCUGGUCGGCCCCGAGGGCAGUCCCUUCGAGUCCUGCCGCUUCAACGUGGCCGUAGACAUCGGGGACGAGUACCCGUUCAAGCCGCCGGGCGUGCGCUUCCUCUCGCCGCGAAGGGUGUUCCAUCCGAACAUCGACCCUAGCAGCGGCGGCAUCUGCCUGGAUAUCCUCAACGAUGCCACGCUCUGGUCUCCCGCGAUCGGGCUCGAGAAGUUGCUGGUCGGAAUAGUGUCGCUG